Molecule: messenger RNA, 3916 nt
Organism: Neltuma alba
Lineage: Eukaryota; Viridiplantae; Streptophyta; Magnoliopsida; Fabales; Fabaceae
Product: structural maintenance of chromosomes protein 4-like
Biological process (GO): mitotic chromosome condensation
Cellular component (GO): condensin complex; chromosome
Molecular function (GO): protein binding; ATP hydrolysis activity; ATP binding
Source: RefSeq, a predicted model, not a curated record
CGUUGAAGGAUUCUGGGUUCUAAGUUGACUUGGACUUGGAAAUGGAACCGCACGAAAAGGCUAUGGCUGAUGAUUCUGACUCAGCAGCUGGAGGAUUCAGACGGCCCAGGCUCUUCAUCAAAGAAAUGGUCAUGAAAAACUUCAAAUCUUAUGCUGGCGAGCAACGAGUUGGCCCCUUCCACAAGAGCUUUUCGGCUGUGGUUGGACCUAAUGGGAGUGGAAAAAGCAAUGUGAUCGAUGCCAUGCUCUUUGUGUUUGGGAAGCGAGCCAAGCAGAUGCGACUGAACAAAGUUUCUGAGCUUAUCCACAAUUCUACAAAUUACCAGAAUCUGGACAGCGCAGGGGUUUCUGUUCAUUUCCAGGAAAUUGUUGAUUUGGAUGGUGAAACAUAUGAGGCUGUUCCAGGGAGUGACUUCACAAUCACUAGGGUGGCCUUCCGUGAUAACUCAUCAAAAUAUUACAUUAAUGAUCGCCUCAGUAAUUUCACUGAAGUUACUAAGAAACUCAAGGGCAAAGGUGUGGACCUUGAUAAUAAUAGGUUCUUGAUCCUUCAGGGUGAAGUUGAGCAAAUUUCACUUAUGAAACCAAAAGCUCAAGGACCACAUGACGAGGGUUUUCUAGAAUAUCUCGAAGACAUCAUUGGGACCAACAAAUAUGUUGAAAAGAUUGAUGAAUCGUAUAAACAGUUGGAGCUCCUCAAUGAAAGAAGAUCGGGAGUGGUACAAAUGGUCAAGCUAGCUGAGAAAGAAAGAGAUAGUUUGGAGGAUGUGAAGAAUGAAGCAGAAGCAUACAUGCUGAAAGAGUUGUCUCUUCUAAAAUGGCAAGAGAAAGCCACACAACUGGCUUAUGAAGAUAGCUCUGGAAAAAUGGAGGGGCUACAAGGAAAUAUUUCUAGCCUAGAAGAAAAUCUCAAGAAUGAAAGGGGCAAAAUCCAAGAAAGUAAACAAACUCUGAAGGAGCUUGAAGCUAAGCACAACAACUAUAUGAAAAGACAAGAGGAGCUAGAUAAUGAUAUGAGGAAGUGUAAGGAAGAGUUCAAGGAGUUUGAGAGACAGGAUGUUAAGUAUCGGGAAGAUUAUAAGCACAUUAAUCAAAAGAUCAAGAAACUGGCUGAAAAAAUUGAAAAGGAUUCAUCAAAAAUUGAAGCCCUAGUGAAGGAGGGUGAGGAAUCAACUAAUAUGAUACCAAAGCUUGAGGAUGCUAUCCCAAGGCUGCAAAAACUAUUACUGGACGAGGAGAAGGUUUUAGAGGAAAUCAAAGGAAGUUGUAAAGCUGAAACUGAGAGAUACCGCUUGGAGCUUGCCAAAGUUCGGGCCGAGCUAGAGCCAUGGGAGAAAGAUUUGAUCGAGCACAAAGGAAAACUAGAAGUUGCAUGUGCAGAGAGCAAGCUUUUGAAUGAAAAGCAUGAAGCUGCUCGUGGAGCUUUUGAGAAAAAACCAGAUGCAAAAUAUAUUGGAAAAAGAGUAUUGCUCAAGAGUGCAUAGAAAAGAACAAGCGUGAUUCCUCUCGAACAAGCUGCUAGACAAAAGGUUGCAGAACUGAAGUCUACUAUGGAUUCUGAGAAGAGUCAAGGAUCCGUGUUAAAGGCAAUCUUGAAAGCCAAGGAAACCAAACAAAUCGAAGGAAUUUAUGGCCGCAUGGGUGAUUUAGGUGCUAUUGAUGCAAAAUAUGAUGUUGCAAUAUCAACAGCAUGUGCUGGACUUGAUUAUAUCGUGGUAGAAACGACCAACGCUGCACAAGCAUGUGUUGAGCUACUCCGAAGGGAGAAUCUUGGUGUUGCAACUUUCAUGAUAUUGGAGAAACAAGUCGAUCUUCUUCCAAAGUUAAAACAGAACGUAAGCGCUCCAGAGGGAGUUCCACGCCUCUACGAUUUAGUGAAAGUUCAAGAUGAGAGAAUGAAACUUGCUUUCUUUGCAGCACUAGGGAACACAGUUGUAGCUGAUGAUCUUGACCAGGCAACACGUAUUGCAUAUGGUAGAAACAAUGAUUUUCGCCGAGUUGUUACUCUAGAUGGUGCACUUUUUGAAAAAUCUGGAACAAUGAGUGGUGGAGGCAGUAAGCCACGUGGUGGUAAAAUGGGGACAGCAAUUCGAGCUAGCAGUGUGUCACCAGAAGCUGUUUCAAAUGCUGAGAGGGAAUUGUCUGGGAUGGCUGAUAAAUUGAAUGCCAUUCGCCAAAGGAUCCUGGAUGCAGGGCGGCGAUACCAGGCCUCAGAGAAAGCUGUUACAGCCUUGGAAAUGGAGUUGGCUAAAACACAGAAGGAGGUUGACAGUUUGCAUUCACAACAUAGUUAUAUUGAAAAACAACUUGCUGCUCUUGAGGCUGCCUCACAGCCAAAAAAGGAUGAGCGUGACAGAUUGGAACAGCUGAAGAAGAUUAUUUCUACUGAGGAAUUGGAAAUUAAUAAGCUUAUUGAUGGGUCUAAACAGCUGAAGGAAGAGGCUUUGAAGCUUCAAAGGAAUAUUGAAAAUGCUGGGGGUGAAAGAUUGAAGCUACAGAAGUCAAAGGUCGAGAAAAUUCAAUCAGAUAUUGAUAAGGAUAACUCGGAGAUUAACCGCCACAAAGUCCAAAUAGAGACAGGACAAAAAAUGAUUAAAAAGUUGACUAAAGGAAUUGAGGAAUCUAAGAAGGAGAAAGAACGGCUAGGUGAGGAGAAGGAAAAGUCAAAAGCUACCUUCAAGGAAAUAGAACAGAAAGCAUUUGUGGUGCAAGAUAAUUUUAAGAAAACACAAGAGAUGCUUGAAAAACACACAGAAGUCUUGGAUGAAGCAAAAUCUGAGUAUGAUAAGGUGAAGAAAACAGUAGAAGAAUUGCGUGCUUCUGAGGUUGACGCUGACUUUAAAUUGAAAGACAUGAGGAGAGAAUAUAAGGAGUUGGAAAUGAAGGGGAAGGGUUACAAGAAAAGACUUGAUGAAUUGCAAACAGCUCUUCAAAAGCAUCUGGAACAAAUUCAGGUUGAUUUGGUGGAUCAUGAAAAGGUUCAGGCUACACUGGCUGAAAAUAAGCUUAAUGAAGCUUGUGGUCUGAAAAAGGCCCUUGAAAUGGUGGCAUUGCUGGAAGCACAGAUGAAGGAGAUGAAUCCAAAUCUUGAUUCGAUUUCAGAAUAUCGUGAGAAGGUAUUGUUAUACAAUGACCGGGUUGAGGAACUUAAUAAAGUCACUCAGGAGCGGGAUGAUAUUAAGAAGCAGUAUGAUGAAUGGAGGAAGAGAAGAUUGGAUGAAUUUAUGGCAGGAUUUAAUGCCAUAUCUUUAAAGUUGAAAGAAAUGUAUCAGAUGAUCACACUUGGAGGUGAUGCUGAACUUGAACUUGUGGAUUCUUUGGAUCCUUUCUCUGAAGGUGUUGUGUUCAGUGUUAGACCGCCAAAGAAAAGCUGGAAGAAUAUUGCAAAUUUAUCUGGUGGUGAAAAGACUCUUAGCUCAUUGGCGCUUGUUUUUGCUCUUCAUCAUUAUAAGCCUACCCCAGUUUAUGUAAUGGAUGAAAUUGAUGCUGCUCUGGAUUUCAAGAACGUAUCUAUUGUGGGGCAUUAUGUAAAGGACAGGACUAAGGAUGCGCAGUUCAUUAUCAUAAGUCUCAGGAACAAUAUGUUUGAGCUGGCAGAUCGACUAGUUGGGAUUUAUAAAACUGAUAAUUGCACCAAAAGCAUUACUAUAAAUCCAGGAAGUUUUGUAUUAUGUCAAAAAGCUGCUUGAUGGGAUUUGUCACUAAUUAUGUUGUAUAGGAGAUGCUUCGUUGCCAUGGCUCAUGUACUGGUUUUGCAUAAUAUUGUAUUAUUGUUAUUUAUACAGAUAGACGUGCUCUAAUUGAUGUAACGUAUCUAUCCAUCCAUCUUCUACUCUUAUAUCUAUAAAAUCUGGUAAUACCCGAUGUCAAAACAGGUCGGGUUGCUUAUUAAUAGAAUAUCUGAUUGGCAAUUAAA